UUGUGUCCUUACUGCAGGAAGUCGUUUGAGUAUGAAGAUGCAACCCGCCUGACAGCGCAGCAGGGCACUGUGGGAAACAGAGAGGUCCACCCUGACCUCUACCAUGCCUACUCUGAUGACAAUAUUUAUGAGGAUAUUGUGUAUGAUGGGAUCAGGGAUUACCCCUAUGAAGAUGUCAAGCUGUCCACUAUGUGUCUUCCUAUAAAGCCCCCAGAUCCAAAGUUUUCUCCUAAAGGUCAGACAUUGCAUGGAUACGCUGGGAAAGUGGACAAGAAAAUAUUUCAGGUGUUGGGAUCCAAAUCCUCAACUUUUACAGAAUCUGUUAAACCACCAUCACCUCGACACAGCAGCGCUCAGAAAGUCCACAGGACUCCUCAGUAUAUCGCCAAGAUUGAGACCAUUUUUGAUGACAAACGAGGCAGAAAAAGAGUGAAGAACCAAGGGCCCUUUGCACGAGCAGAGGAGGCCAGCGGGACGGAGAGCGAUCCAGAAGACAACACUGAAGCAGGAAGGUCUGUUUACAUCCAGUCCACACUGAGGCGACGGCCCGGGUAUCGCACCCUGGAGAGGGACCUGAUCCAGCUACAGCAGCAGAAGCAGCAGCUCUUCCAGAUCUUCGUGGUCGUGUCGCUACGGAAAAACACCACAGGAAACACGUACUCCCCUGAAAUUACUCAGCAGUUUCCAAAAAUGUUUGAAAAGUCGUCCCGUCUCUCCAGAGAAGCUGAGGAUCAACUCAACAUGAUUCCCAAGUUCUGCUUCCCGGAUCCACAGGACUGGAAGCCAUCUGCACACACACCCAGUGAGACGUUCUCUUUUGUCCUCACCGGAGAAGACGGGAGUCGCUGGUUUUGUUACUGCCGUAAGAUCCUGCCCAGUGGAAAGGGGAAGCGGCUUCCUGAGGUGCACUGCAUUGUCAGCAAGUUGGGCUGUUUCAACCUGUUUGCUAAGAUCCUGGAGGAGGUGGAGCGGCGCAGAGAGAUUUCUCCGCCACUGGUUUAUACGUUCAUGCGCAGCGUGAUGGAGGCCCCGUUCCCGGCCCCCGGACGCACCGUCACUGUCAAGAGCUUCCUGCCUGGCUCUGGGAAUGAGGUUCUGACUCUGUGCCGACCCGUGGACUCCAGGCUGGAGCAUGUGGACUUUGACAGUCUGCUGCAGUGUCUCAGUGUGGGGAAACUCCUGCAGGUGUUCGCUUCCCUCCUGCUGGAGAGGAGAGUCAUCUUUGUUGCUGAUAAACUCAGUGUGCUGUCCAGGUGUGGCCACGCCGUGCUGGCGCUGCUCUACCCCUUCACCUGGCAGCACACAUUUGUCCCAGUGUUACCAGCCAGCAUGCUGGACAUCAGCUGCUCUCCCACACCGUUCCUCAUUGGUGUGCUGGCUCCGUGUUUGCCAGAGGUGCUGGAGCUGCCCAUCGAGGAGGUUCUCAUUGUGGAUCUGUGUGCUGACAGGUUUGUCAUACAGCUCGGAGAUGAAGAUUGCAUUCUGCCCAGCAAACUUCAGGCGGCGCUGAUGCAGGUCCUGGAGGACAGAGAGGACAUCCUGAGACAGGACAGCAGAGACGCAUGUGGAGAGUGUCCGGCCGACCUGAGCGCCCUGCUGUCCGAGGCUUUUGUCCGGUUCUUUGUGGAGCUGGUGGGCCACUAUCCUCUGCACAUGGUGGAGGCUGCCGGAGGAGCCAAGGAGCUGCAGAGAGAAAGCUUUCGCAAGUCUCACCCCUCACGCGGAGUCCGACAGUUCCUGCAGCUCUUCAUGGAGACACAGAUGUUUGCUGGCUUCAUCCAGGACAAAGAGCUGCGCAAGGGAGGAGGGAGAGAUCACAUAGUAGCAUUUAUACAUAACACAAAAAAUUAACAGCCAAUUCAGGUGAUGGCCAAAGAUCGGUGACCGGCAGUGAUCGGCCCUCAUGAGUGAUCGGUAUCAGAAUCGGCAGCAAAAAACCUGAUCGGAGCUUCCCUAAUAUUUUCAUAAGUUCAGCCUCAGGUCAUUACUGUCUCUUGUAAAAGUAUUCUCACCCUUUGUUUUCUUUUCCCGACAUUUUGUCCCGUUACAGACACAAACUUCAUUGCAUUUUCCUGAAACUUUAUGUGACAGAUCAUCAUAAAUAAAAGGAAAAUAAUAAGGCUAGAACUAAUGACUAUUUUAGUAAAAAUUAUUUUGGUUGAUCAGCUAAUCCAAUAAAAAAAUUUGGUGCAGAUUUUCUAUCUCGGAUCAAGCUUAUUUUAUGUAAUAUUAUUAUGCAUUAAAAGAUAGAUAUAAAGAAAUAAUUAAAGUCCUUUUUAAU
This is a messenger RNA of Poecilia latipinna (sailfin molly), 2281 nucleotides long. Its product is annotated as DENN domain-containing protein 2C-like. The record is from RefSeq and is a predicted model, not a curated record. The annotation marks the transcript as partial. Lineage: Eukaryota; Metazoa; Chordata; Actinopteri; Cyprinodontiformes; Poeciliidae. The transcript is spliced from 16 exons.